UAGGUAUCACCUGAUGGCUGAUCAUCAGUGGUCGGCGCGAAAUGCGAAAUGCGAAAUACGAACGAACGUUUUGAAAGGUACAACAUACCACAUGUGUAAUGUGAAAUGUUAAUGUUCUAAUCUACUUUCGAACCGAGUAAGUAAGUAAUCGAAAUGAAAUACGUUUUUUCGUCUUCUUUUUAUCUUUCACUUUUCACGACAAAGGGACGCGGCGGCGAGGCGGCGUGGCGGUGUGCGACGCUUGCGCGUAUCGUUCAGUUAGUUGCUUGAAAAAUCGUCGAAUUUUUUUUUAUUUUUAUUUUUUUGAGGACGCGAGACGAUAUCGCGAACCACGACUAACACGGUAUCGUAAUUCGUAAUCGCAGCGAGGCAGUACGCGAGAGCGGCCACGGCCACGGCCACGACUACCGAUACCGAUACCGAUACACUGAACCGCCACCACACUCGGCUACUCGAUGUCCACUGCCAUAGUGCGAGUGACGAGUGUAUCCGCGUAAUACUCGUAUACCGUUUCGUUCGUCAUAUUUUUGAUUUUUUUUUUGCGGUUUUUUGUUUUUUUACGCGCGUUUAAUUUCUCGAAUCGAAACGAUCGUUUAUUAUACUCGUAACUACGUAACGUAAGUAAAGGCAUUUCGUGUACGGAUUAACUCGUCCUCGUCGGUUGUUCGGAAGUGCAUCAACCACGUGAUUCACAUACGAGUACCUAGACCUACGUACGUGUACGUGUACGUUGUAUGUAUACCGUACCGAAUUGGUGAAUUUGCAGCGUCAGCAUUUCCGUAUCCCCCAUCUAGCAUUCCGCGUUACUCGUGCUCGUACUACUGUUUCAUUCGCAGCAUCUCAACGCCAACACCUUGUCAUCUCAGCAUCUCAGCAUUUCAGCAUCUCGUCGUACACGGAAGCGCGUGCACCGUAAACUACUCGUACGAGUACAUUGAGUACAUUCGUCGUUGCCUAGGAGAGGUGUGAGGUAUAUUCGGCAUCCACCAACCACCAACCACCAACAGCCAACAGCCAACAGGUAGAAAAAUGCGUACAGAGCUCUGCACAACCGAGUCCGAGUGCCAAGUGGCAAAAUAGAGAGAUACUCGUAGAAGGCGGCGACGUAGCUAUGGCGGCCACAUCGACGAUGGCGAUUGCGGCAGGCACCAAUUCGCAUCCGCGUCAUACCGGUUGAAUACGUGUACCGCGUACAAACUCGCUGUUGGAUAAUUGGUAUUGGUAAUGCGUUGGGCUGAGACAAGUGGUGCCAGUGGUGGCCAGUGGGCAGUGCUGCGACUGCGACUACGACUACGACUACGACUGCGAUGAAUGCGACAUCGUUUGUAGCAGGAGCGGCGGAGGCGACUGGGGCAGCGCAAAACUUCACCAGCCCCGUGGAGGAGCUGUACCAAGUACCGCCGUACAUGGUCAUCCUAUUGUCCAUCUGCUACGGAUCGAUCUCGGUUUUGGCCACAGCCGGCAACGGCCUAGUCAUUUGGGUGAUUGUCGGCAGCCGAAGAAUGCGAAACGUCACCAAUUACUACAUAGCGAAUCUGGCCCUGGCCGAUUUCUUAUUGGCUGUAUUCGCCAUACCGUUUGAGUUUCAGGCUGCUUUGCUUCAAAAAUGGAAUUUACCGAAUUUCAUGUGCUCGUUUUGCCCAUUCGUCCACUCGUUGAGUAUUACGGUGAGCGUAUUCACUUUAACUGCGAUCGCAGUGGACCGACAUCGAGCCAUUCUAAAUCCAUUCACAGGACGAGCUUCGAAGGCGGAAUGCCAAAUAGUGAUAUCUCUAAUAUGGAUUUCGGGAAUCCUGUUGAGUUUUCCAAUGGGUUACGCGAUGCAAGUCAUCUACCUUGCCGAUGAAAACAAUAAACCGUUCUGCUUUACGGUCAGAUUUAGCGAACAAACCAUGCAAAUAUAUCGAACAACUUUGGUAUUAUUGCAGUACGUGAUGCCGCUGAGCGUCAUCAUUUGGGCUUACUCCAGCAUCAGUUUCGCGCUGUGGGGAAAUACAACUCCUGGAAAUGCGCAGUCGGACCGCGAUGCCAAUUUGAUGCGAAAUAAAAAAAGGGUAAUUAAAAUGUUGGUGAUAGUAGUUGCGUUGUUUGCUUUAUGUUGGUUACCGUUACAAACGUAUAAUAUACUGCAAGGAGUUUUAUCCGAAAUUAACGAAUACAAAUACAUCAAUAUCAUAUAUUUUUGUUUCGACUGGUUCGCUAUGAGUAAUAGCUGUUACAACCCGUUCAUCUACGCCAUUUAUAACGAAAAAUUCAAAAGAGAAUUUCAAAUGCGAAUCAGUAAGCUGAGGUUACGCAAAGAAGAAAAAAAGCUCAGACGUGACCUGAGCUUAUUUUCUAGCGGCAGAUACGAAUGGAGAUACAAUUCGACAGCGCGAGAACACUGUUCGAUGCCGGCCAAUGAAACGUUUCUACUAAAGGAAAGCCCGUCGUGCUAACGAUCAACGAUAAUGAACCAACAUUCACCGUAUUGCUUCUAUACAUACCUAUUUCGCGUACCUAUUCCUUUUUUUCCCAUUCCUUUCGAUUGUCACUCCUUUUUUACCCGACCAACUCACUCGUAAUAGGUAAACAAUUAAACAUCAAGCAUAAGCACAUUAUGGUUUGUGGUGUGUGCCAAAAUCAGUUGGUCUUGAUACCCCAUACCGAUUACUGAUUACCGACCAUGCCUGAUACCAUACGUGAUGUAAUAAACGAAGAAUCAAGGGGUUGUCAUAGCAUCGUCGUACCGAAACAAUUGUAAUGAGCGCAUGUAAAUCAUUCGAAGACAGCGAAAGACAAUGGAGGGAUUCAGCAAGUAAAUUUCUACUACGAUUGUCUCGAAAACCUCGCUAUCAAUUUUGUUUUAUUCGCGUCCAAAAAUCACAAACAUGGAAAAAUUGCGGACAAUUGCCGCUGAGCCUCCAUGAUCUAGUCAGUCCAGUGAGGCGAGAAAAACUGAAACGUACUUAUCCUUCUACAAAUGUGGUACUUGGUUCCUAUAUUGAAUUCACGAUACGAAUGCAGGUACAUAAGUUAAAUUUUGAUGUGUGCAUUUAAAAUGCUCGACUCGAUCACCUACUUACGAGUACAUUACACCAGUCUUGAUGUCAGUGACCGCACCUGCAUGUAUGUACCACGUACCUAUAGUCUAUAAUAUGAAAUGUACCUAUGUAAAUUAAUUGUAAUGUACAGAUAAAAUCAAAUUUUUUUUUAAAUAUCGUACGCAAUACGCAUGCAACCAAAUGUUGAGAUCUCUUUUACUUACUACAUAGUACAUAGACAUACAUAAAUAUUGCACCUGGUACCUAUGCUAUAGCUGAAUGUCUACCAAACAUACCCAAACCUAACCAAAAUCAAAGUACCUACGAUACAAUGACAUCUACAAUACAGAUGUAUUCGUGUUUUUUGUAACAUUCGCAAUCGCAUACCUAUUUAGCGAAUUAUUCGCCUAAUCUGAUCUGCGACACACUAAACGUAUGUAUACAUGAUUAGAACACCAACUUGAAAACAGCAGUCACUGACGUAAGAAGUUUCUGUUUCUUGCACUCGAUGCGGGAGCAAAUUGCAAGUCACGCUAACAAUAACGAUACGUCAGCGUCACAAAAAAGUAUUGCCAUUUUAAGGAUGCAAAAGCGAGCUUACAAUUAGGUAGGUAACAGGCAUUACCGUUUCAAAUCCGACAAGAAGAAAGUACAUACGUAAUUACGUAUGCAUGCGUUUGCGUACUAAGAUCCUUCUCUACUUCUUGCAACAACCACACGAUUAUACGUUUACGUAUAGGUAACCGAAAGUUGAUGCAUUCAUUCUAAGUAUUUUGACGUUUCUUCCGUACCUAUACCUAGGUUCUAGUACGCUUAAUUUGUACAGUAAAACGAAAAAAAGUGUCUGUACAGAUCACGAGCUUUUCCUAUAAGUAGAUAUUUAUUGACGACUAACAAUGCUUCUGCCAUGCCAUUUGAUCAGGUAUGUAUGUAAUGUACGUAUGUAGUAUGCACUCUAUCCCGUAUUUGUCACUCGGUUUCGGUGCACUUUUUUUUACACAAGACGCUCAAAUUUUCAAAUCUCAAUUCAGAAAAUAAACGAGGGCAAUUUAGAAGGAUUGGGUAUAAGUACAUGUUACAUACGAGUAAAACAUUUUCGGAUCCGGCUACGAUGCCAAGAUAAGAGCUACAAAUUCGUACCUUUAAGUAUCGUGCGUGUAGGUCUGGGCGUGUAGCUGACUAGCUGUGUACUGUGUAGGGUGACAGGGUGUAAUGUACGCGUAGUAGGUAAAAAGUAUUAUAUGAUGUACAAUGCAGGUCUACUGUAAACCGAAAUUCCACGUUAUUUAUUCAGACAUUUUUGUUUAUUAAUACGUAAGUUCUUUCACUCCAAAAAGUCGGUUACCUUUUGAUUUUCUGUGUUCUGUGUUAUACGAAUUAAUUACUAACAUAAGCAUUUAUAGUACCUACACACGUAGGUAGGUCUAGGUACAGGGUGCCCAGAAAUAUCAAGUACCCCUAAAAAAGUUUUCUGCUAAAUACUUUUCAGUUGGUCACAGUGAAUGAUUGAUAGCACAUGAUUGGUUGUUGGACUGGAGAGAUAACAUUCCACCAAUCAUAUGCAUCUAUUUCAUGUUGCCAACCUAUAUUUUUAAUGAAAAACUUUCUUUGGGGUACCCAAUAUUUCUGGGCACCGACGUUCGUAGGUACAUCUACAUAUGUACCUACUUAAAAGGUAUGCCGAUCUGUACGUUUGCGAUUCAUCAAUUAUUUUAUUUAAAAUAAUGUACUUUACCUACUUAUUCGUGUACCGCGCUUGCAUGUAAAUUGUAGCUCAUAUAAGUAAUUUCUCUAAGUAUUCAUUCAUUUUUUUCUCAUUCAUUUUUUUCUCAUUCGUUCUAUGUAUUUUCAUCGAUUAAGAAUCUAUUAUUGUAAUUAAAGUCUGAUCGUGAGUACCGUUCAAUAUACUUUGUAGUAAACGA
This is a messenger RNA of Planococcus citri (citrus mealybug), 4945 nucleotides long. Its product is annotated as tachykinin-like peptides receptor 99D. The record is from RefSeq and is a predicted model, not a curated record. Bases 1308 to 2438 code for a protein of 376 amino acids. Gene Ontology annotation, cellular component: neuron projection; plasma membrane. The transcript is spliced from 8 exons. Gene Ontology annotation, molecular function: neuropeptide binding; neuropeptide Y receptor activity. Lineage: Eukaryota; Metazoa; Arthropoda; Insecta; Hemiptera; Pseudococcidae. Gene Ontology annotation, biological process: G protein-coupled receptor signaling pathway.